GACGAUGAACCAACGCAAGAGAGUUCUCUCGCGGGCGGUGGACAGUCGACUUCCAACUACCUCCCCUCGUCUCCCCUCCCUCUUUCGAGUCACAGUUCCGUUCAGAUCAUCGCACACACACCACCAGCGGUGUGGCAACGCUGACAUCAACAACUCACCUAUCGGAAUCGGCAUGCAACUUUGACUCUGGCUACGACUUCGACUCCGCACUCAAGGCAACGCACAGUGCAUGCUUCCAGAGAGGAUCAGGACCGCACACGACUCCUUACAAGGGCGAAGCACCAUCCGCGCAUGAUCCCGGCGUCAAAAUAAAUCAAUUCUUACGAUGGACGACUUCAAUGUUGGUGGAAGCGGUGGUAUGGGUGGAAUGAGCGGUGCCCCACCGCCUGAGGAGGAUUUCUCGAAAAUGCCAAUCGAAGAGCGGCUGAAAAGCAAGUUGUGGAAAGCUCGCGUGUCGGCGUACGAAGACUUGAAUCGGCAAUUCUCUCGUUCGGCAUCGGAAAAGGAUGCAGUGUUUCGGCCUUACACAAGGAAUCCUGACAUCGUCAAAGCAAUGGCCACAGACUCCAACGCAGUCGCGCAAGAAAAGGGUACAGAGGCUAUCAGAGCAUUCGUUGAAUUUGGCGGCAAAGAGGCUGGAUCCACUCGUGAAUCCGUCUUGCCAUCAUUGGUAGAAAAAUGUCUGGGCUCGAUGAGGGCGGGCACAAAGAAGGCUGCUCUGGAAGCAACUUUGUUCUACGUCGAGAAUGAGGACGUCACUGGCUCCGAGGGCGUCGUUGCCGACCUCAUCAAAGGCACAGAAGCGAAGCAGCCAAAGGUGGUUCUUGCUGCAGUGACGGCUUUGAAAGAGUCAAUUCGGCUAUUCGGACCAAAGCAAGUUCGGCCAAAGCCCAUCUUGACGAAGCUGAAGGAUCUGUUCGCGCACUCGGACAAAGGCGUACGUUCAGAGGCCGGCCUGCUAGCCGUCGAGCUGCACCGAUGGAUUGGCGCGGCUCUGACUCCGACGCUUAAUGAGUUGAAAGAAAUACAAGCAAAAGAGCUUAAAGCACAAUUUGAGGCCGCAGGCGGCUCAUACACGACGCCGGAGCGGCAUCUUCUCUCGAAUAAAGCAGCGGCGGCAGCAGCGGCAGAGGCAGCGAAUGGUGGGAACGGUGACGGCGAAGGAGCAGAUGGUGGUGACGAGGCCCCAGAAGCGGAACCAGUCGAUCCUCUUGAGUUUGCUGAGCCGCAAGAUCCCCUCAAGCAUUCAGACUUCCCCAGCAAUUUUGACGAAUUACUGGCGUCCAAGAAGUGGCAAGAGCGCAAGGAAGCAGUCGAUGGUCUCCUCAAGGCACUUCAAAGCAUCCCCAAAGUGCUCGCGACACCCUCUUUAGAUGGCCCAAUUGACGCGCUGAUCGAAAAGGUCAAAAAAGACGUCAACAUCAACGUGGCGCUUGGCUCUUGCCAGGCUCUGACCCUGCUUGCCAAGGGAAUGCGAGAGAACUUUGCCAAGUACAAAGACAGAGCCCUGCCAGCCUUGCUCGAGAAGCUCAAAGAGAAGAAGGAGAGCAGCGUCAAGAUCAUCACCGAGACGCUGGAUGCGUUGUUCCUGACCGUCUCGUUAAGCGAUAUUCUGGAAGACACCUUGGCAGCCUCAAAGCACAAGAAUCCCGCUAUCAAGACUGAGGCCAUCAGAUUCUUGGCGCGUUGCCUGGCUGAGACGCGCUCAAUGCCUGCCAAAGGCGAUCUCAAACCUAUAGCAGAAGCUCUUAUGGGCGCGAUGGAUGACAGUUCGCCGGAUGUACGAGACGCUGGCGCGCAAGGCCUCGGAACUCUAAUGAAGCUCAUCGGAGAGCGGCCGAUGAAUCAAUUCAUUGAUGCUCUGGAUGAUAUCAAGAAGGGCAAAGUGCAAGAUCAAUUCAAGGUCGCGACCGUCAAGGUCAAGACCUCCAAGCCGGCUGCAGCAGCCCCUGCUAGGUCGGCCCCAGCGACAUCUGCAUCUGCGCCACCGAAGCCACGCUUAGCGCCUCCAAAGAAACCUGCUCCUGCGAACAAGGAGAACAUGCCUCCUGCAGGAAGCGAGGCUUCGGCUCCAAGCUCUUCGCGAGGACCGACUGCUCCAGUCGCCAAGCCUCCGGCUCGUCUGAUGGCAAAGAAGCCCGCUGCUGCGGCCGUGCCCCUCAAAGCAGCUCCAAAAGCAGCUUCGGGCAAGGCAGCCUCGAAAGGCGCAGCUGCGUCCGCGACUGAGCCAGUCAAAUUCCGCAUACAUCCUGACGACGCCGACACUCGCGCCGCCGACCUGAUUCCGGAAGCAAUACGUGGUAUGCUGGCCAGCUCAAAUUGGAAAGAGAGACUGCAAGGCAUGGAAGACUUCAAUACUUGGCUGGGUGUGGAGGCUGCCGAAGUCGAGUGCGAGGUGAUUGUCCGAGCAUUAGGCAAGAAGCCAGGAUGGAAAGAGAGCAACUUUCAAGUCAACGCAGAAGUGUUCAAAGCGCUACGCACGCUAGCUAAUGAGGCGACGUCCUUUGGGCGAUCGACAAUAGCCCUUUCCGUUCAGCCCUUGUGCGAUAAGCUGGGCGACAUCAAGCUGAAAGCGCCGGCCGGAGAGACCUUGGCUUUGUUCGCAGAAAAGACGAGCUUCGGCUUUGUCCUCGCUCAAGCCAUGGGCCCACUCUCGAACCUUAAAGCUCCGAAAGCAAUUGCCGAUUCGCUCCUCUGGAUUGAUCAGGCUUUGUUGGAUUUUGGGACUCAGGGGGUAGACAUUCGAAGCUUGAUUGACUUCCUUGUCACCUGUCUGAAGUCAGCCAACGCAGCUGUUCGAACGAACGCAACCCAGGUCACAGGCACUCUUGCUCGCUUUGUCGGUGCUGCACUCAACAACUUCUUGGGCGAUCUGAGCCCACAGCUCCGCACCAUCGUAGAGGGUGAAAUUGGCAAGGCUGGAGGCAACCCUCCGCCCGCGCCUACACGCUUCUCGGGCGAGCUGCAGGUAAAGACACAAGCAGCAACCGCACACUCUGGAGCCGGUGAAGCGGUAGGAGCCGCUGCUGAUGAAGAUGAUCAAGAAGACGCUCUUGAGGCUCUCGUCCCGAGGGUGGAUAUCGACAAGAUCGUUCCGUCGGACGCCAUCGCUCUACUGAGCAGCGCGAACUGGAAAGAGCGCAAGGAGGGCCUUGACACCAUCCAAGGAGUUGUGGCGGCGAACACGCGUCUCAAAGGCAACAUGUCGGAGCUCAGCGGUCCGCUGAAAUUGCGAUACGCCGACAACAACAUGGCCAUCCGCUCGACCGCUUUGGAUAUCAUUUCCAAGAUUGCUGCAGCGAUGGGCAAGCAAUUCGAGCCAAUCGCGCGAGCGUUUGCGGCCUCCGUCACACCGAUCCUGGGUGACGCUAAGGCACCAAUGAGAAUAGCUGGCACUAGCGCUUUGCAAGCUAUGGCCGAGGCCUCAGGCGUCGCGCCACUCAUCUCCGGAUUUGGCUCAGUGCUCGAAACCAAGGCAGCUAAUCCUGCGUUGCGUCAGGAGCUCUUUACGUGGCUUGCUACCUGGUUCGAGGCUCACCCGCCAGAGAAGGGCUUGGACCUGCAACCACUUGCCCUGUCGGCGGUGCAAACGCUGGACGAAAAGCUUGCAGCUGUGCGCAAAGCGGCGCAAGCUGUUCUGCCGUAUAUCAUCAUGCGAUGCGGCUAUAAAUUUGUCGUUGAACAAAGCAAUUCUUUGAAGCCGGCGCAAAAGAAUAGUGUGCUGCCUCUCAUCGAUGCUGCCAAGAGCGAAGCUGCAGCGAAGGCACCCAAAGCCGCUCCGCCUCCAGCAGCGCCUGCCGCAAAGCCGCCUAGCAAAGCGCCUCCUGCCCGAUCAUCUGGCGUCGCUGCGCUCGCAAGAGCUUCCACUUCCGCUUCACCUGCUGCUUCUCCUUCGAGCAAGCUGAACGGUGCAAGUGCGCCUGCCUCACGCCCUGCCAGCGCUUUGAGCCGCUCGUCGUCGGUCAAGCCGCCCACCGCUGUUGGACGUUCGCUGAAGGCGCCUAGCGCGUCACGGCCGCAGUCCGUCCUCAGCAGUGACGACGUCUUUACAGACCGCGCCCCAUCGACGGCCAUCAAGUCUAGGAUCGGUGCUCCUUCCUCACGCAAGCCCACUGCCAUGCAGGAGAAAGCAGUGGAUAAAUCGUUACCGUUCAUCAGUGCUGACAUCAAAUACAAGGCUGCUCGAGAACGCAAAGAGGGGCGAGGUCAGCAAUGGAUUGGCCCCGAUGCUACACCAAGACCCGAGCUUUCCGAGGUACUUCGCUCCAAUUGCGAGCAGCACCUAAGCGCAAGCCUCGUCGACUCAAUGUUCUCGAAGGAUCACAAUGCCGAACGAGACUUCCUCUCCGCACUGACUCUGAUAUCAGACUUCACCUCAAGUCCUGAAUUUGUCCAGGAAGAAUACGGUCUAUCGGAUGAAGAGACGGCCGCGCGUGUCAUCGCCAACGCAGAUCUCGUGUUCAAGUACGUAGCUCUGCGGCUCACCGACAACAAUACCAGCAUCUUCCUCAAGUGCCUGGAUGUCUUGGACCAUCUGGUCAACUCUCUGCGCGAGCAGCAGUACCACAUGAGCGACUACGAGGCGAAUUCAAUCCUACCCUGCUUGGUCGGCAAGUUUGGCGACCCCAAAGUGGCCUUCCGAGACCGCAUCAGGGACAUCUUCCGCCGGCUUGCUUUCAUCUUCCCUCCCAGCAAAAUCUUGAGCCAUUUUGUGGAGAAUGGUCUGCCGUCCAAGAACGCCAAGGUACGAAUGGAGUGUCUCUCGGAGCUUGGUUUCCUAUUCUCGAAGCAUGGCCUGCAGGUGUGCACUCCCGCGAAGACGCUUCCCAUCAUUGCCAAACAAAUUUCAGACCGUGACGCGUCGGUCCGCAAUGCUGCACUGCUAGCGCUAGGGGAAGCUUACCAAAUCGUAGGAGAAGAGGUCUGGAAACACGUGGGAUCGCUUCCUCCAAAGGAAAAGUCACUUCUCGAGGAGCGUCUUAAGCGCACAGCAGCGCCGCCGGCACGCCAACCUUCCUCCGCCUCGAAUAGGCAAAGCAUGCUGCCGGCCUCGGCCAAGCCUGCUGGUCCUCCUUCUCGGCUUGCACGCCCCUCCUCGACCAAUUCCGCGGCUUCCGGAGUCAGCGGUAUCGUGCCACCGGGCGCCGCGGCCAGUAGGAUGCGAAUGCCCAGCGGCAUCGCUCGACCUGGAAGUCGUGCAUUUGCUGCGCCCGCAUCUGCAGAUGCGCCAAGCACAUCCGCAAAUCGUAAUUCUGGCGCUCCAGCUACGUCUGCCUCCGGGACACACGAUCUAGAUGAUGAAGAGGGCUCCGUGCAAGGAGACGUAGACGCAUACACUGUCGAGCAAACAGUCAACGAGGUUCUCAGCAGCGACCCAGAGCGCAGUGUCGAGGCGCUCAAGUCGAUCGAGCGUUUCAUGCAUGAAGUGCAGCCGGCAAUGCCAGAAUAUGCAGAUAGAUUUGGUGUUGUCAUCACCAAGCAGCUGCAUCGAGUAUUCGCCUCGCCUUCCGAUCCAGGCAUCGACAGACUCAAGAAGCACCUACUCAUUGCCGCGACCACUUUCUUCGACCUCGACCGAGGAUGGAACAGCGACGCAUCCUCCCAGGCCGAGGGCGACGCUCCUGGGGGACGCCCGCUUGGCAACUUCGUGACACGAACCACAUUCGUCUCUUUGCUCACUGAGCUGCUUCAAAGGCUCAUAGAAUGCUCACGAGACGGCGAGACUCUUCAGCAAGAGGGCAAAUACAUCAACAUUGUGGUGUUGAGAAGCUUCUCCACUUGUCGUCUGAACGUGCUGUUUGGUGGAUCGCUAUCGAUGCUCGUGCAAGCGGCGGAGGACAUGGCGGAGCUACAAGGAGAGGUGCUGAAGCGUCGCACACAAUUUGCAGAGCUCAUCAUGAAGUGUCUCUGGAAGAUUGCAAGACGCCUACCGGAAGAGCUUCGAGGCGAUGCGCUCGAUGCACCCGAGCUGCUAGCCGAAGUGGAGACAUUCUUGCAGACUAUCCCACCUUCAGAGUGGCGUAGAAGAGGCAGUGAGAAUUUGCCGCUAGGCCAGCUGCCUCUGCGGACAAUCAAGGCUAUACUCGGUCACUUUGUCGAAGUGUAUGGAGAAAACGUCUUCUCUUUGCUCGAAAACCUCCAAGAUCCCGAAGAGAGUCACGUAUACAGUUACUUGUAUCGCCUUGUCUACAAAGAUGCGCAGCCGCAAACAGAGGACGCAGCUGUCACCGAAGAAGCAGAUCGAGCCGAAGCGGAGUUCGGUACGAGUGCUGUUGCCAGGAAGUCUCUCAACGUCGCCUCACCCCCGAUGUCGCCUAGAGUCCGGAGCGGAGGCCCACGUCUUUCUGCACCUGCGGACGAUGACCCAGCAGACAUGGAGCUGAAGACCAUCUUUGCCAAGAUUUCAAGAAAGGACGAGAGCAGGGAGGGCAUACACGACCUGUACUUGUUCCAGAAGAAAUACCCGCAGAAGGAAAAUGCUAUCGAGAGGGGUCUGGAGAACACCGGGCAGUAUUUUCAACGAUACAUCAAGCGAGCCUUGGCGAAUCACGCGGCUGCGGAUCCGGACGCUGCUCCAAGAAGUCGAGGCGAAUCUGUCAAUGAAGCUGAACAGGCAACGGCCGUCCCUUCGCCCGUGCUACCUCCUACCACAGCAUCUGCGAGAUCAAGCCUUGCCUCCCCUGUUCUCGCCACCGAUCGACAUGACAGCCUGACACGAAAAUCCGUGCUGCUAUCCGACAUUGCACCGCCCCCCUCCCCCUCGAGCCAUCAGCGAGUUUCUUCCCAUUCGGACGAGCGCCUCGCUCAGCUCCGAGCCAAGUUUUCCCGUUCUCGGAACCCGUCAGAGCAAGCUCAAGCUGCGAAUAGCUAAAUUGGGCAAGCAAGAUUCAAAGUUUGGAACCUAAGCCGCUACUGCGCCGAUCGACCCGUUGUACCCUUAAAGUGACGAAGUUCGAAUGCCUUCUGCCAAGCCUCUUUUUGAACAAAUGCA
This is a messenger RNA of Ceraceosorus guamensis, 6991 nucleotides long. Its product is annotated as ARM repeat-containing protein. The record is from RefSeq and is a predicted model, not a curated record. The transcript is spliced from 8 exons. NCBI's taxonomy places the organism in Eukaryota, Fungi, Basidiomycota, Exobasidiomycetes, Ceraceosorales, Ceraceosoraceae. Gene Ontology annotation, molecular function: microtubule plus-end binding; microtubule plus end polymerase activity. Gene Ontology annotation, cellular component: kinetochore; spindle pole body; spindle pole. Bases 326 to 6871 code for a protein of 2181 amino acids. Gene Ontology annotation, biological process: establishment or maintenance of microtubule cytoskeleton polarity; microtubule polymerization; mitotic spindle organization.